Dermacentor albipictus is the source of this 857-nucleotide messenger RNA. RefSeq lists its product as uncharacterized. The record is from RefSeq and is a predicted model, not a curated record. NCBI's taxonomy places the organism in Eukaryota, Metazoa, Arthropoda, Arachnida, Ixodida, Ixodidae.
UUUCAGGCAGGUUAUACAUGCACAUCAAUUUGCGAAUCUUCUUUCAUUGAUUACUUUCUUCCUUAAAAGGUGUAGUUUAUUAUACCACGUGCUCCGGUUUUCGUGAAGCGAGGCUACCAAUCGUACAAGUAGGAAAUUCCCAAACAACAACACCUAUACAAAUGUCAUAGACAUUUGCGGCCCAUUUCAGCAAUACUUCCCGUUGGGUCAUGUCUGCUGUGAGAAUCGCUGUCCUCUUUUACCUGCCUCUUGCUUUGAAUGGUGCCACCCUUAAAGAUCUCAAGGAGGCAGUGAAUACGCGUGAGAGAAUUUGGACUGUCUACAGAAGCUACUAUCCAAGCGCCCGGGGCCAUAACCAAACAUGCAUAUACUCUGAGAUGCGGAUGACAAAACGUGGAUACUAUAUUGCCGAUGUGCACUAUGAAGUAGAUGGUGUUUGGAAAAGUGAGCGAUAUUACGCAAGAUUAAUUUCUUCAAAACAUGAGCCUGUUAUGCGGGUGAGCCCAGAAAUCGCACAACGAGGGUUUGAUUAUACUUUAUAUUUCUGGACACCAAAGGAGCACUGCGCUGUAUUUCUCCUCGUGCUGGCUGGCAAAGUUCAUUGUGAAGUACGAACCUGGCAGGAUCAUGUCAGAGCAACGGCGCCCUUUUGUAGAAAGGCAUACGAAAGCCGUUGUGGCAGGGACGCCACGUCAGGUGCACGCAUCGACGGAGCAGAGCGUGCACAUGGGAACGUCUGCUGCCGUGCUGGCGCGCCAGGUGCUUCGUGAGGGGAGAAAGCACACCCGCCAUGCCACGUCAAUGUCACCUUUGCUCUGGGAAGCCUCUGUUAUCCGCGCAUUCCUUGCUCUCCUCUG